Seminavis robusta is the source of this 411-nucleotide messenger RNA. Lineage: Eukaryota; Bacillariophyta; Bacillariophyceae; Naviculales; Naviculaceae. The record is from the annotation of a GenBank genome assembly.
AUGGCUAGAACCAAGCAAACCGCCCGCAAGUCUACUGGAGGAAAGGCUCCACGCAAGCAGUUGGCCACCAAGGCUGCUCGUAAGAGUGCACCUGCCACUGGAGGAGUCAAGAAACCCCACCGAUACCGCCCUGGAACAGUUGCUCUUCGUGAGAUCCGUCGCUACCAGAAGAGUACUGACUUGUUGAUCCGCAAGCUUCCCUUCCAGCGUCUUGUGAGGGAGAUUGCACAAGAUUUCAAAUCCGAUCUCCGUUUCCAAGGAAGUGCAGUUCUUGCGCUUCAAGAAGCUGCCGAAGCCUACUUGGUUGGUCUCUUUGAGGAUACCAAUCUCUGUGCCAUCCACGCCAAGCGUGUCACCAUCAUGCCCAAGGACAUUCAGUUGGCUCGCCGCAUCCGUGGAGAGCGAUCUUAG